Molecule: messenger RNA, 4096 nt
Organism: Hipposideros armiger (great roundleaf bat)
Lineage: Eukaryota; Metazoa; Chordata; Mammalia; Chiroptera; Hipposideridae
Gene: DHX33
Product: DEAH-box helicase 33
Exons: 12
Coding region: 197-2314 (705 amino acids)
Biological process (GO): positive regulation of transcription by RNA polymerase I
Cellular component (GO): nucleolus; intracellular anatomical structure
Molecular function (GO): ATP binding; helicase activity; double-stranded RNA binding
Source: RefSeq, a predicted model, not a curated record
AAAGCCCUCCCAAGCUCCCAGUGCUUGCUGGGAGUUGCAGUCCCUUUACUAAAGGCUAGGGGUGGCCGUGAGGUCAUCGGUGGUCGCCGCGAGCCGCUAGCACGUGGAGGGAAGAGGCGGAGCGCGCUAGCUGUCUGCUCCCGGGAGCUGCAGCAGCUGGCCGCCCUCGCACCUCCCGUCGCUGUGCCCUCCCGACAUGCCCGAGGAGGCGGGCUUCCCGCCGGCCAAGAGAUUCCGGCAAGGCUCUGGGCCUCCGAGCCGCGCCGGGUCCUGUCCUCCCACGAGGCGAGUGGUGAUGCUGCUGAGUGCCGGCGGCGGUGGCAGAGGAGGAGGCCGGAGGCAGCAGCUGCCCCUGGGCCAGCCCUCGUCCAGCCCUUACCGUGAGGCUGUGGAGCUGCAGCGCCGGAGCCUGCCCAUCUUCCAGGCGCGAGGGCAGCUGUUGGCUCAGCUCCGAAACCUGGACAGCGCCGUCCUCAUCGGGGAAACUGGCUCUGGGAAGACAACUCAGAUCCCUCAGUACCUCUAUGAGGGGGGAAUCAGCCGCCAGGGCGUCAUUGCUGUGACCCAGCCGCGUCGAGUAGCUGCCAUCUCUCUCGCUACGAGAGUCUCAGAUGAGAAGAGAACUGAACUUGGGAAGCUGGUUGGCUAUACAGUGCGCUUCGACGAUGUCACAUCAGAAGACACCAGGAUCAAGUUCCUGACAGAUGGCAUGCUUCUGCGUGAAGCAAUUUCAGACUCGCUGCUUCGGAAGUACAGCUGUGUCAUUUUGGAUGAAGCCCACGAACGGACUAUCCACACGGAUGUGCUCUUCGGAGUGGUGAAAGCUGCACAGAAGAGGCGAAAGGAGCUGGGGAAGCUGCCCCUCAAAGUAAUUGUGAUGUCAGCUACGAUGGACGUGGACCUGUUCUCUCAGUAUUUCAAUGGCGCCCCCGUCCUCUACCUGGAGGGCCGGCAGCACCCAAUCCAGAUUUUUUACACCAAGCAGCCUCAGCACGAUUACCUGCACGCUGCUCUCGUCUCAGUCUUCCAGAUUCACCAGGAAGCCCCUUCUUCUCAGGACAUCCUGGUGUUCCUCACUGGUCAGGAGGAGAUCGAAGCAAUGAGCAAGACCUGCCGAGACAUUGCAAAGCACCUCCCGGAUGGCUGCCCUCCCAUGCUAGUCCUUCCUCUGUACGCCUCCCUACCCUAUUCCCAGCAGCUCCGUGUCUUCCAGGGGGCCCCAAAGGGCUAUCGCAAAGUGAUCAUUUCAACCAACAUCGCUGAAACCUCCAUAACCAUUACAGGAAUAAAAUAUGUAGUUGACACGGGCAUGGUUAAAGCAAAGAAGUAUAACCCUGACAGUGGCCUGGAGGUGUUAGCUGUGCAGCGGGUGUCAAAGACCCAGGCCUGGCAACGCACAGGCCGGGCCGGCAGAGAAGACAGUGGUAUCUGUUACCGACUCUACACAGAGGAUGAGUUUGAGAAGUUUGAGAAGAUGACAGUGCCAGAGAUCCAAAGGUGUAACCUGGCGAGUGUGAUGCUGCAGCUCCUAGCGAUGAAAGUCCCCAACGUGCUCACCUUUGACUUCAUGUCCAAACCGUCUCCAGAUCACGUUCAGGCGGCCAUUGCCCAACUGGACCUGUUAGGUGCUCUUGAACAUAAGGAUGACCAGCUUACCCUGACUCCAAUUGGAAGAAAGAUGGCAGCAUUUCCUUUAGAACCCAAAUUUGCCAAAACCAUCCUCCUGUCCCCCAAAUUCCACUGUACAGAGGAGAUACUGACCAUUGUCUCCCUGCUGUCUGUGGACAGUGUUCUCUACAACCCUCCCUCCCGGCGGGAUGAGGUGCAGGGUGUCCGGAAGAAGUUCAUAUCCAGCGAGGGCGACCACAUUACCCUGCUCAAUAUCUACCGGACCUUCAAAAACGUAGGAGGAAAUAAGGACUGGUGCAAAGAGAAUUUUGUGAACAGCAAAAAUAUGAUGCUAGUAGCUGAAGUCAGAGCACAGCUGAGGGAUAUCUGCUUAAAGAUGUCAAUGCCGAUCCUGUCAUGCCGAGGAGACAUGGAGAGUGUCCGCCGCUGCCUGGCUCAUAGCCUCUUCAUGAGCACCGCUGAGCUGCAGCUAGACGGCACCUAUGCCACCACGGACACCCACCAGCCGGUGGCCAUCCACCCCUCGUCGGUCCUCUUCCACUGUAAGCCAGCCUGCGUCGUGUACACGGAGCUGCUGCGCACCAACAAGUGCUACAUGCGAGACCUCUGCGUGGUAGAUGCCCAGUGGCUAUGUGAGGCCGCCCCCGAGUAUUUCCGCAGGAAGCUGAGAACCGCCAGAAACUGAGCCCCCCGGGCCGCUGCCAAUGCUGCCGGGGCCUGAGAGCUGGGACUGCAGCCAUCCUCGCAGCAGACUUCCAGCUCGCCCUCUAGAGAAGUGAUUGGUUUUAAUGCAGCGGAAUAUGCCCGACCCCAGGAGCUUGCAGGCAUCUUUGCUUAACCUCCUAGGACUGAACCGUGUAGACAUCUACCUACCAUUUAUACCUUUGAGAUGUCAGAGCUAUGCUUUCAGUUCUUGCUGGGUGACCUAGUUAACUUCUGAGCCUCCAUUGCCUCAUCUGCCAAGUGGGGGUUAUAAUAAUACUUAUAGGGUUGGUGUCAUGAGGUUUAGAGAAAACGAAAGUACCCAGAGCUGUGCCUGGCGCACAGUGAACAUAUGAUGAAUCAUGAGCGUGAUAUUACCGCUUUUUACUUAAUGUGAAUUGAGUACAACACAAUCCCCUGAGUUCUCGUGACUAAGGGGCACUUUCUGGAAGGGGACCAUAGGAGGUCGCAGAGCUCUGAUGGUCUCCUUGGAUCUAUUUUAACAGUUAUAUGAAGUUUUUAAGUAGAAAACGUAAGAGAUUGACAUCUGUAGAAAUUUCAGGAGGGAGGGGCUGUUGUCUCUUACCUCGUGGGCUGGCCGCCCCUACUGAAGCUCCUCGCCAGGGUGGACUCUUCCUGCCUCCAAACAGAACAGGAAAGGAGCGCUCGCAGGCUGCUGAGCUGUGCCCUUUUGUCCUGGGUGCCUCUGUGGCACAUACCCCAUCCAUGCUUUCAGGAGACAUGGACGUUUCCUGGGUGAAGGUUGAUUUGUAUUUUUUGAAUCGUGAUGACUUCGAGCAUAGCCAGUUGCCAUUUUCCUCCAUAACUGGGCCCAUAUAAAUAUGUGAGCAUAAGGAAUGACUCUGUGCUGUACGUCAACCAUUCCUUUUCUGUCGGGGCCCCUGGUCAGAGAGCUGUUGGGGUGGGUGGAGGAGAGAGACAAAUGGUCGGGGAGAACCCAGACAGCAUUGGCUUGCCCCAUCCACCUCAUCUGUGGUUUAUAUCCUUGCAUCUUAUUUAUUUUCUAUUAUCUUUUCCUUCUUUGGGACUUGGGGACAACCUGCUUUUGCUACUGCCUAACUGUGUCAGUCAUUCCUCUCUAACCCUCAGUUUCUGCAUUUCUCAGAGGGAAUUAGAAGGUCUCCACAGUCUCUUCCUGUUCUCAUAUUUUGAGAAAGGAAAAGACACUAAAGGUUCUUCUUGGCUGUUUAAUUAUCAAAUGCAAAUGAUUUUUCCCUAGAUAAUGUUUUGCCCUAGGAGAAUCCAAGACUUAGCCCUUUUAUUGUGCUUAAUUGGUCUAAACACACAUGUGCAGUAUUUUGGUCAUUAUUUAAAGUGAAUCAUACAGUCUGUAGGCAGGCCAAACUGUCUGAGAGACUCUUCAGAGACAGUGGAUGGUCUUUUCACUCUGGAUCCAGUGAACUCUUCUCUGAGACCAUAGCCAGCUGGAGCGCCCCAUUCUGGGUCCCAUCUGUUCAUGCUUGUGAAUGUUAAGUCUGGCUCAGGCUCUUGAGCACUAGCCAUGGCCCUGAGAAGUUAAGCUUUUAUCUGGUGUUCAGGGCUGUAUGGGCACUUGUGAUUUAAUUCUGUUAGAAAUAGUUACGUUUGGGCCAAAUAGGAUUCGACAGAUCCUAUAUACUCUGUCUUAUUGAAUACUUAGACUUAGCUGGCUGUUCCUCAGAUUGACUUGUUUUUACUGUUGUAAAAGGUUUUUGUUUGUUUGUUUGUUUGUUUUGGCUGAGCCAUCCUGCCACCUGUUGGCAUC